AUGGCAGGUUCCAACCAGCCAGACCUGAAGAUUCGAGACACGCCCAGUGUAGACCCCAUGUUAUGGGAGACUGCCACUCUUGCUUUACCACCAGCUUAUGUAUACACAGCUACUACAGGAAGUUUCCAAACUCAACUCUCUUGGAGUGAUACACCCUUAACGAAUUUUGAUGUGCUGGUACCUCUUACACUGGGCAUCAAAUAUGGCAAAGACUUAACGCUCAAACCUGGCGACCCUGCAACAACGAUGGGUACUGUCGCCUUGUCAGUAGCUCAGGAACCCAACCUUCAGAUCUUGUUUCAGUCUGUUGUAGCUGGGGUUACCCCAUCUACGGGUAUCGCGCCAUCAUCUAGUGCUACUCCCGGCGCAUCGAUUACAUCGACUCCCUCACAACCAUCCGCUUCUGUUCCGACAUCAGAAACAGCUGCAUCGACCUCAGCUGUCACGUCGGGUUCUCAACCCAAGACAACCAACGGGGGACUCUCGACAGGCGCGACCGCCGGUAUUGCGAUUGGAUGCCUUGCUGCAGGGGCCUUGCUUGCUGGGCUCAUUCUGUGGUUCUGUUGGCGUAGAAGAGGGUCAAAAACGCAGUACUCUGACACGAAUACAUAUGCGUUGGCUUCGAAUGAGAAAGGGUUCUCUGCGAAUGCCAUACCAUUGACCGGGGAACCAUCAUCAGCGUAUACCUCUGGAGGUGGACUUCCCCAGCCAUUAGAAGAUAAGGCCAUCUCUGGCGAUGUCUCGAAAAUAAGCAACGCUAUCAAGAAUCACGUCCAAAGUUAUUAUCACACCAGCCAUGUUAGCCCUGGCUUGAUCGAUUGCGACGAUCUUCAAGCACUAGGAUCAAGUCUACCAAUAUCGGUCGGAACGCUCACUACAUUGAUGGGAAACGCUGCGACUAGAGAGAUUGCUCUGAGGUUCAUCAUCGCUUGGGUUGUCGUCUCGAAAAUUCAACCUUCCAAGGAUCCCUCAAAGAGCCUUCUGCCGUCUGAAGUUGCACAAUGCUACCAAGCAAUUACAACCGGAGACCGCGGCUAUCAAGCUCAAGCUUCAUUGAUGGCACAUUGGCGGGUCAUGACUGCCGAGUUGAUGCAGUCUAGCUACGUUCGCAACCCUUUCAGUCCUUCUGACAGUCGACAUGCAAGUAUACAAGCAACUCUUGCGACACUAGACAACGUACUACAGCCGUAUGCAGACACUCGCAUGAACAACGGAGAGCGCAAGCGAAACCUUGAGGAACUGCUGAAGCGGGUGGCGCUGUUUGCUUUCACGUUGUUCUCUCAGCCCAGCGCAUGGAAAUUUGAGUGGCAGGAGGAACACGGUGUCACGUCAGGGGAGUUGUGCAUUUUUCCCGCUCUUGUGCAAGUGGUAGACGAGGCCGGCCAGCCAGUCAGUCCGCCGCGACCGUUCAGCGAGGCUGUAGUCAGACGGUUGGAUGCCUGA
Messenger RNA from Alternaria atra, 1443 nucleotides. RefSeq lists its product as uncharacterized. NCBI's taxonomy places the organism in Eukaryota, Fungi, Ascomycota, Dothideomycetes, Pleosporales, Pleosporaceae. The coding region runs from base 1 to 1443 and encodes 480 amino acids. The transcript has 2 exons. The record is from RefSeq and is a predicted model, not a curated record.